Molecule: messenger RNA, 1972 nt
Organism: Spodoptera frugiperda (fall armyworm)
Lineage: Eukaryota; Metazoa; Arthropoda; Insecta; Lepidoptera; Noctuidae
Gene: eIF3j
Product: eukaryotic translation initiation factor 3 subunit J
Exons: 7
Coding region: 333-1055 (240 amino acids)
Cellular component (GO): cytoplasm; eukaryotic translation initiation factor 3 complex
Molecular function (GO): translation initiation factor activity
Source: RefSeq, a predicted model, not a curated record
AGCCAUAUUGGAAAUUUUUAGUGAUUCGGAAAUUAUCGUCUGCAAUGGAGUCAUAUUUUUGCUUAUCAAAAUUUGAUCAUAUUUUUGUUGAGAAUACGCCAAAAUUAUGUCAUUUGUCUAUCGUUUCUCAAUCCGGUCGCGGUCAAUGCAGAAAAACCUCGGUCGUUUGACAAUAUUCGCUUGAGAAUAUUAUUGUUGUUGUAUUCACUGUCGACCCUGGAGACAUCUUGUGAUAAAAAACCAUUAUUGCGGCAAGUUACUUGGCUGUCUGAUUUUGUCUUCACGUGAAACGAGUAACAAAAUUAGAUUGGUGCUAUUUAGGAUCCGCAAUCAUGGAUGUGUCGUGGGACGCGGAUAAUUUUGAGCCUAAACUACCGACCACGUUGACUACUUCGAAUAAAUGGGAAGGCGAAGAUGAGGAAGAGAUUGUGAAGGAAAGUUGGGAAGACGAAGAAGAAGAAAAGAAAGAUGAGGAAAAAACUGAAGUCCAGGCACCGCCUCCACCGAAACCGAAAAAGAGAAUUCAGGAUAAAAUAGCCGAAAAAGAGCGUUUAGAACGUGAGAAGGCUGACCGUCUGUCCGCUGAGAAGGUAGAAGAACUGACUCCUGAACAAAAACUAGCUGAAAAACUGAGGGCUCAGAAACUCCAGGAGGAGUCAGACUUAAGGCUCGCCAUGGAGACCUUUGGUGUAACAGAGGCGAACAUAGGCAAAAUUGAUGGCUUCCAACCUACCACAAAGGCUGAAUUCACAGAGUUUGCUGAUAUGCUCACCAAGAAAAUAUGCUUGUACAAAGCCAGGGAGGAAUUCCCCACAUUCAUUGAUGAGUUCAUCAGGAAUAUUGUUGUUCAAUUACCAUCUGCAGAUAUAAAGAGGAUAAAGAUGUCUGUGGACAACCUUUAUAUUGAGAAGCAGAAAUCUGAGAAAAUGGACAAGUCCAAGAAGCCAACGAAGGGCAAAGGAAAGGCUAAAUUAAAAGUUGAAGGUGAUAAUGCUCAUCUCAAUCAAUACGACAGUUACGGUAAUUUCGACGAUGACUACGACGACUUUAUGUAAAACAUCACACUGCUCGAUUUAAGUCGGUACCUGAUGGCAAACACUAUCUGUUGUCUCUCUUCUCUCUCACACACCAUAUUGUGUCUUAUCCUCCUUCCAUAAAGCUGAUUGUUGCUUGAAAACUAUUAUCGCACGCCGUGCAAAAUGCACCGUCUUGAAUAUUAUUAAUUUAUUUGUUUGAUUAUUUACUCUGUGUAUCAUAAAAGGUAUUUUUAUAUGAAAUUGUAGUCUAUAUUAGUUGACAAGCAAUAAUCGAGCUUAACUUAAUUGAAAUACAUAUUAAUAUGUAUCAAUGAACGAUCAAAAUUCGUAUGAAACAAUAACUUUUUAGUUUUGUUAAGUUAAUUAUUGGUAUUUAUAAUAUUUAAAUUAUUAUGUACUUGCUAUUCUGUUCUUGCUUUGUUUAAGCGUUUGGCAUCAGGUACCCAGGCACGUUACAUUAAUAAAGAUAAUGGAGAAAGAGAAAGAAACAUAUUUUCACAAAAAAAAUAUAAUAAAACAUGUCGAGUUCAUGGGAAACACAUCAUUAAGUCAUUAGAAUAAGAUUCAGUACAACAUUUUAUUUAUCUAACGUAAAAGAGACGCCAUGAUUCAUAUAAUGUUUUAUGCCAUACACCAUGCAAUGCUUCCAUUAAUUUUUUGAUAUAUUUUUAACUUAAUUUAGUGAACAAACAUGUUGUGUCUUGUGCAAGAGUCGAAUGGAUAUAAUAUUUUAUGCUCAACAAAAUGAAACUCGGUAGAAUAAGAGAGUCGAUAUAUUUUUUCAUACAUGUAGAACAUUACUGGGUUAGUGUAACGUGCCUUCGCCAUGUAUAGCCUAUAUACAUAAUAUUAUACAAUGUAAUAUACAGUCGUUUCAUUCUAUGGUUAUGGCCCGAUGUUAUGUUAUAUAGAUAUUAAAUUUUUUAUUGUGAUAA